Dunckerocampus dactyliophorus (ringed pipefish) is the source of this 1847-nucleotide messenger RNA. RefSeq names its product ER membrane protein complex subunit 3-like. Gene Ontology annotation, cellular component: membrane; EMC complex. Gene Ontology annotation, biological process: protein folding in endoplasmic reticulum. The record is from RefSeq and is a predicted model, not a curated record. NCBI's taxonomy places the organism in Eukaryota, Metazoa, Chordata, Actinopteri, Syngnathiformes, Syngnathidae. The coding region runs from base 238 to 1023 and encodes 261 amino acids. The transcript is spliced from 9 exons.
UGACUCCGAAUUAACGUUUUCUUCCCGCAUAAACCGGUAGGUGUUCUUCUUCGUAUGUGUCGGUAAUCAUCUAUUUGCGAUCAAAUCCAGACAACGACGAGGAAGAAGAAGAAGAAGAAGAAGAAGAAGAAGAAGAAGAGGAAGAAGAGGAAGUAGAGGAAGUAGAAGAAGAAGGAGGUGGUGGUCAAAAACUUUAUUAAUGUGAGUGCGGAGCCGUCCGUGUGUGUAGAUAGAGCAAUGGCCGGCCCAGAGCUCCUGCUGGACUCGAGUAUUCGCUUGUGGGUGGUGCUGCCCAUCGUCUUCAUCACCUUUCUGGUGGGGGUCAUUCGUCAUUACGUCACUCAGCUGCUGCACAGUGACAAGAAGGUGGACAUGGAGCAGGUCUCUGACAGUCAGGUGCUCCUGCGCAGUCGCAUCCUCAGAGAAAAUGGCAAAUACAUCCCUAGACAGUCGUUCACCAUGAGGAAACAUUACUUCAACAAUGCAGAGACCGGCUUCUUCAAGAAGGUCAAGAGAAAGGUCGUCCCCAAAAACCCAAUGACAGACACCAGCAUGCUGACAGACAUGAUGAAAGGCAACCUGACCAAUGUGCUUCCCAUGAUCGUGAUUGGUGGAUGGAUCAACUGGGUCUUCUCUGGAUUCGUCAUAACCAAGGUUCCGUUCCCACUGACGCUGAGGUUCAAGCCCAUGUUACAACGUGGAAUCGACCUGCUGACGCUGGAUGCCUCCUGGGUGAGCUCUGCAUCCUGGUACUUCCUUAACGUCUUUGGCCUGAGGAGCAUGUACAGCCUCAUCCUGGGACAAGACAACGCGGCUGACCAAUCACGCCUCAUGCAGGAUCAGAUGACGGGCGCCGCCAUGGCCAUGCCCCCAGACCCCAACAAGGCUUUUAAGAGUGAGUGGGAGGCACUGGAGAUCGUGGAGCACAAGUGGGCCCUGGAGAAUGUGGAGGAGGAGCUCAUGUCCAGAGACCUGAACUUUGGAACCUUCUUCAGCCAGGACAUCAAGUCCACCAUGUUCUAGAAGCACCACAAGCUUCUGGAGCUUUUACCUCUUCGGGUACGCGACGCUUGAAGGUUCUGCUGCUCUCCAGAACAUUCACUGUUGAUGCUGCGUGGCGAUGCAUUCACUGACGUGGUGCUUUUGCCAUCAUCACCAAUCUGAUCUGUUAACCCUGAAAUGACCUUGUGUUGUGUAUUUAUGAAUAAAUAUAUUCCAACUUGAACAUGUGAAAAUAUGCCAACAAAGUUUCUGGAUCAUAACAGUUGUCUUUUUUUAAUUAUUUGAAAACUCUUAUAAAAUCUGGUGAUAUUUGACAAAGAGGAAGACCAAAAGAAGUUUGCUCUGGUAGAAAAAUACUGUAUAGCAGCAGCGCCAUCAGCUGUCAAACGUUUGGUCUGUUUGUCGUUAAAUAUGAAAAUAAGUGUUGACUGCCAAACUCAUUCAAUAAAUACCAGAACAAGCAAAAUAUACACAAGGAAAGCAAACACGACUUUGCUGCGUUACCCAUGAUCGCCUCCUGGUGAUGUGUGAGCACAUGAUGCAAUCCACUAAAACGAGUCCAAAGAAUUGGGUGACAUGAUCCUAAUGUGAUUAUUUUCAACCAGAUGAAAUUCAACGAAGAAAUAGAAAAAGCUGAUGUUGGCCGAUAAAAGUCCAGACUUGUCCAAUCAGACUUGCUGAACUUUGAAGCUCAUCCCCCUCAGUGUUGUCGUACAUUAAAAAUCUUUCAGAGAAAGAAAAUAAAAUUUACCAGGCGAAAGUUUCUUCACCGCACGUUGGUGCCUUUAGUCCGUUUCCAUGGUGAGAGCAGGGCUGGCGUCCGUGCACAGCGUGACAUCAGCUGA